Penicillium canescens is the source of this 1050-nucleotide messenger RNA. RefSeq names its product putative integral membrane protein Pth11-like. NCBI's taxonomy places the organism in Eukaryota, Fungi, Ascomycota, Eurotiomycetes, Eurotiales, Aspergillaceae. The transcript has 5 exons. The coding region runs from base 1 to 1050 and encodes 349 amino acids. The record is from RefSeq and is a predicted model, not a curated record.
AUGUCUUCAGCACAACAAUCUUCUGGCGCCACAUGGACGCCAGGCGACUUUGAACACCCGAACGAGGACAUUCGCCGGCCUAUCAAGAUCGCGCUUGUGUUUGCUUUCACAUUGUCUACACUCGCCGUUGUUCUGCGUCUUGUGGCCAGACGAAUGACUGGAAGCAGGCUUUUCCUAGAUGAUUAUCUGAUUCUGGUGGCUCUGUUCUUCAAGUAUGCAUGCUCCAGUGGAGUUGUUACCCUUCUGUACAAUGGUCUCGGAUCACACAUUACCAUGAUUCCACCCAAGAAUCUGGUUUUUUACUUCCAGAUCGGAUACUCCAAUAACUUCGUCUACACCAGUUGCGUGGCGUUCGUGAAGUUCUCCAUCUUGGCACUUUACAAGCGUCUGUUCGCAAUUCGAUACAUGGUAGUUGGUGUGCAUAUAAUGACUGUCGUUGUCCUGCUCUGGGUAGUCGGCGUCUUCGUUUCGGGUGCUCUUCUUUGUAUCCCGGCGAACAAGUUCUGGGACCAAUCCAUCCCAGGAGCCUGCCUUAACCCAUACAAGUUCUACUAUGGCAUUCAGAUCCCAAACAUUCUCUGUGAUCUCAUCAUCCUCCUCAUGCCGGCGAAGGUUGUUUGGUCAUUGCCCGUCCCAAAAUCUCAGAAGGUGCUUCUGUCGGGUAUUUUCCUUGUUGGUGGCCUAACUUUCGUUUUCGAUAUUGCCCGAUUGUAUGCCAUGAUCAAACUGCUCGAUGCCGGCCCUGAUAUCACUUACCACCAAGUCCCAGUCGUCGUAUGGACCUGCAUUGAAGCCACAGUCGGUAUUAUUGCAGCCUGUCUGCCCAAUCUCAGACCUCUAUUCAAGCUGGGCAAGUCUGGCUUCUGGUCCCAACUCCGGUCCACAGGUCGCACAUCCGAAAGGACUCUUGUCUCCAACAAGUCUGGAACUAUGAACUCAAACGAGACUAUGAGCAGUAUUCAGAAGCCAAAUACUGUUACUUCCUAUGUGGCUGAGGAGAGCAUUGAGAUUGCCGGGUACAACAAUUUCGGCAAGGCUGGAAAGGUGUAA